Molecule: messenger RNA, 1035 nt
Organism: Lottia gigantea (owl limpet)
Lineage: Eukaryota; Metazoa; Mollusca; Gastropoda; Lottiidae
Exons: 1
Coding region: 1-1035 (344 amino acids)
Source: RefSeq, a predicted model, not a curated record
AUGAUUAGACGAGGUAUGGAACCUGGUGGACUGUCAAAGAUAAGACGAUGUAUGGAAUCUGGUGGACUGUCAAAGAUGAUUAGACGAGGUAUGGAAUCUGGUGGACUGUCAAAGAUAAUUAGACGAUGUAUGGAAUCUGGUGGACUGUCAAAGAUGAUUAGACGAUGUAUGGAAUCUGGUGGACUGUCAAAGAUGAUUAGACGAUGUAUGGAAUCUGGUAGACUGUCAAAGAUGAUUAGACGAGGUAUGGAAUCUGGUAGACUGUCAAAGAUGAUUAGACGAGGUAUGGAAUCUGGUAGACUGUCAAUGAUGAUUAGACGAUGUAUGGAAUCUGGUGGACUGUCAAUGAUGAUUAGACGAGGUAUGGAAUCUGGUAGACUGUCAAAGAUGAUUAGACGAGGUAUGGAAUCUGGUGGACUGUCAAAGAUGAUUAGACGAGGUAUGGAAUCUGGUGGACUGUCAAAGAUAAUUAGACGAGGUAUGGAAUCUGGUGGACUGUCAAAGAUAUUUAGACGAUGUAUGGAAUCUGGUAGACUGUCAAAGAUGAUUAGACGAGGUAUGGAAUCUGGUGGACUGUCAAAGAUGAUUAGACGAGGUAUGGAAUCUGGUGGACUGUCAAAGAUGAUUAGACGAGGUAUGGAAUCUGGUGGACUGUCAAAGAUAUUUAGACGAGGUAUGGAAUCUGGUGGACUGUCAAAGAUGAUUAGACGAGGUAUGGAAUCUGGUGGACUGUCAAAGACGAAUAGACGAGGUAUGGAAUCUGGUGGACUAUCAAAAAUGAUUAGACGAUGUAUGGAAUCUGGUGGACUGUCAAAGAUGAUUAGACGAUGUAUGGAAUCUGGUGGACUGUCAAUCAGGAUUAGACGAGGUAUGGAAUCUGGUGGACUGUCAAAGAUAAUUAGACGAGGUAUGGAAUCUGGUGGACUGUCAAAGAUGAUCAGACGAGGUAUUGUAUAUGUUCUACUGUCAAAGAUGAUUAGCCGAAGUUUGGGAUGUGGUGGACUGUCAAAGACACUUAACCUCAUCUUUCCGUAA